GUUCGUGUAUACGCCAACGUCAAUUUAAACUCGGCAUUUGACCGCAUGGUGCAGCACUAGUCCGAGAACAACCCAGGUUCGUGAGAGUGAGCACUCUCAUUACCUCUUUGAUACGACUGUGAUUCGAGGCGACUGGUUUCAUAACCUAAGUGCAGUGUGAGAAUUAUUUAACGUUCUUUGUAAUUAGAUUGCAGCGUAAUUGAAAUAGAUGGCGGACAAUAUCGAAAGCAAAGCUACUGUCGCAUCGGAAGAGAUAGAGGCAGAAGAAUACCAAGAAGAUGUUCCAGAGGAAGGAAAGAUUAUUCGGAAAGACGAAAAAUCGAGGCUAAAUGUGGAGGUGCUCGAUGACGCGGAAACUGUUACGUUAGAACAACGAGUUUAUCAAAUACGUCCGCAGUUACACGAGAAGUUUAAACCGUUAAACGCUAAAGAAGUUAUACAUAAUGUGCUGUUUGAUCAGCUUUCUGCGAAAACUUACGAUGCUCAGGAAGCAGCCCAAUGGACUAAAGAUAUAGCGGAUUUAAUUAGAGAGAAAGUUAAAGAGCUAAAGUUCAAACGUUACAAAUAUAUCGUAAAUGUGGUUUUGGGUGAGCAGCAUGGUGCUGGGGUGAAAAUGGGUACAAGAUGUAUUUGGGAUGCAGAAGCAGAUACGUACGCGUAUGAUAGUUUCUUAAAUGAUACGAUAUUCUGUGUGGCCACUGUGUACGCCGUGUAUUUUUAUUAGAAAAUGCAUAUGCAUCUUUAUUAUACGUAUCUUUGAUUACGAUACACCAAGCAUUUGAAGUUUAUCAAUUAUGGUAUCCUACGAUGAUACGAACAACAUCGAAUGAAAGAUGAAGAAGAAUAAAAGAUGAUCUCAUAGCUGGA
Molecule: messenger RNA, 867 nt
Organism: Bombus terrestris (buff-tailed bumblebee)
Lineage: Eukaryota; Metazoa; Arthropoda; Insecta; Hymenoptera; Apidae
Product: dynein light chain Tctex-type protein 2B
Exons: 4
Coding region: 209-724 (171 amino acids)
Biological process (GO): microtubule-based movement
Cellular component (GO): cytoplasm; cytoplasmic dynein complex
Molecular function (GO): dynein intermediate chain binding
Source: RefSeq, a predicted model, not a curated record